ACCGCCCGGAGUUAGCUCGCCGUGCCCGGCCUCCUGCACCCCUCCUGCUUCCCCGGGUGCCGGAGCCGGAGCCGGAGCCGCCCUCCCUCCUGCUCGGGUCACGCGGCGGCCGGCGCUGCUGCCGUCACGUCCUCGGCCGCCGGCGCGCCUGCUUGUCUGUCCUCCUGCUCCUUCCUCAGCCUCCUCCCCCUCGGCGCGCCCUCUGCCCCAACCCGAACUUCCUGUCACCCGGCACGCGGGCGUGGGGACCCGGAGUGGGCCCUGUGCCGACUGCCUUCCCCAAGGAGAAAGGGCUGCUUUCUGCAGGACUCUUCCCUGGCUUGGUGAGGGGAGGCCCUGGUGCGCAGGUCCUGCGAUGUGUGCCACCCACUUGCCCCUUAGAAGGUCCCACCUAAUGGCCUCUGCCAGCUGCCUUGGGCAUAGGGCUCCCAUUCGCCCGCAGUGGAUGAGGGACAGGUCUGUGCCCCAGAGUUAAAUCAAGAGGCUGACGCUGACUCCUGGCUACACCUCCCAGAAGUGGAGUCUAAAUUUAGCUGGGGUUGGUGCGUGUGUAUGUGUGUGUGUCCAGCGGCCAGGUGAAGAAGAGAACCCGCCUGGCCCCACGAGAUUCCUUAUUCCCUGUUCUCUCGGGAACAGUGGGAGGUUAGUAGGACUGCACAUCCUGGAACCGUUCUGAGCCUCCUCGGCCUCGCUCAGGGUCCUCUAGUCUGAGGUUCCAACUUGGCGUGAUGGUGUGCUGACACCUUCAAUGGUAACCCCACCACUGCCACCUCACACACCCACAGGCUGACUUCCUCUGAGUUGCAGCUUCCCCUCCACUGUUUCAGGAAGUAACCUCCCUUCCCCUCUGAAGCACCCCCCACGCCUCCGGGCCCCUGCUGCAAGCUACCCACCAGGCUCUUUUCCAGCUUCUGCACCCUGGGGCGCCUCAGGACCCUUGGGGCUUCUACUCCCCCGGGUUGGGCCAUGGAGGCAGGUGAGAACUAGACUGUUGUAGACUGUUGUGGGCCUGCCUGUUUCUGUCUCUCGGCUCCAUGGUGGAGGGUGUGGGAUGGCUGGGACUUGUCUCUUGCAGCCACUUUGGAUCUAAUGAGCUACCUAAGGAUCCUGGAGGUGUGAGAACACUGUUUUUUGGGCCAGACUGGUGGAGUUAAGCUAGGAGAAAGGACACUUGGGUUCUUUGAAAAGACUAAAACUUUGGCUCUGUGGGCUUUCUCAGAAACCUUAGAAACCUCGGAGUGGGCUCUUUAAGAACAUUGGCAGGAUCACAAGGUUCUUAUGGUGUCAAAACUGGAGUAGGGAGGUCAGAAACCCUUAAAAAAAACUGUCAGGUUGGUAUGAUGUCAUGACCAGCAUGAAUGAUGUCAUGGAAGGCUAUUACAGACAACAUUGUGAUCUCUGUGAUGUUAUAACUGGUUAGCUUUUAAAAGGGACACAUGGACAAUGUGAUGUCAAAGCCCAGGUUAGCUGUGUGUGGUGGAGUCGAGGUUCUUUGAGGAGAACGCCAGGACCACUAGGCGGGAGGGACCUGGUCUCUUUAAGAAGCUGUGGUGGGCAGUGAGAGCCUGGUGAUGUCACAGGCGGGAGAGUUCAGGAUUGGCCGGCCCCUUAUCCUGCCUUUCUUUGGAAGGACUAGGAAGAGGAGGGGAGCAAGAGGGCACCCUGGUUGCCAUGGAAUCCCCAGCCUUCCUUGCUUCAUCUCUCUUCCACUUGACCAUUCCAGAUGCAGUGAGUGAGGGGGGGGCCAUGGCGGAGGAGCGGCCCCCCCGGCUGGUGGAUUACUUCGUGGUAGCUGGGCUUGCAGGGAACGGAGCACCCAUCCCUGAGGAAACGUGGGUUCCCGAACCCAGUGGGCCCCUGCGCCCUCCCCGGCCAGCUGAGCCCAUCACAGAUGUGGCAGUCAUCGCUAGGGCACUGGGCGAGGAGGUGCCCCAGGGCUACACAUGCAUCCAGGCUUCCGCCGGGGGCCACCCCUUGGAACUCAGUGCUGGGCUUCUGGGUGGAACUCAACCCGUCAUCUGCUACCGCAGGGGUCGUGACAAGCCCCCCCUCGUUGAGCUGGGGGUGUUGUAUGAGGGGAAGGAACGUCCCAAGCCCGGCUUCCAUGUGCUUGACACGACACCCUACAGCCACUCAGCAAACCUGGCCCCUCCAGGCCCCGGGCACCCCCGCACCUACCUCACUUACCGGCGGGCAGCAGAGGGGGCAGGGCUGCAUGCCCUAGGCAUCACUGACCUCUGCCUGGUGCUGCCCAGUAAGGGCGAGGGCACUCCUCAUACUUACUGCCGGCUGCCCCGCAACCUCAACCCUGGCAUGUGGGGCCCAGCAGUGUACCUGUGCUAUAAGGUGGGCCUGGCGAAGGCCAACACGCUGGUGUACGAGGCAGAGCUGCUGGGCCGCUACCCGGAGGAGGACAAUGAGGCGUUCCCGCUGCCCGAGUCAGUGCCCGUCUUCUGCCUGCCCAUGGGGGCCACUAUCGAGUGCUGGCCUACCCAGACCAAGUACCCCGUGCCCGUCUUCUCCACCUUUGUGCUCACGGGUGCAGCUGGUGAUAAGGUGUAUGGUGCCGCCCUGCAGUUCUACGAGGCGUUCCCGAGGGCCAGGCUGUCAGAGCGGCAGGCACGGGCACUGGGCCUGCUGAGCGCCGUGGAGCGGGGCCGGGCACUGGGGGGCAGAGAUGUGCGCAGCCGGCGCGCCAUCGCUGUACUGUCCCGCUGGCCUGCCUUCCCUGCCUUCCGCGCCUUCCUUACCUUCCUUUACCGCUACUCCGUCUCAGGCCCCCACCGCCUGCCCUUGGAAGCGCACAUCUCCCACUUCAUUCACAACGUCCCCUUCCCUUCCCCACAGAGACCCCGCAUCCUAGUGCAGAUGUCUCCCCAUGACAACCUGCUCCUCUGUCAGCCGGUAUCCUCACCCCUGCCCCUCAGUGGUGCCAGCUUCCUGCAGCUGCUGCAGAGCCUGGGCCCUGAGCUGGCUAUCACACUGCUGCUGGCUGUGCUCACAGAGCAUAAGCUGCUGGUCCACUCGCUGCGGCCAGACCUGCUCACCAGCGUCUGUGAGGCCCUCGUCUCGAUGAUCUUCCCACUGCACUGGCAGUGCCCCUACAUUCCGCUGUGCCCGCUGGUACUGGCAGAUGUGCUGAGUGCCCCUGUGCCAUUCAUUGUGGGUAUCCACUCCAGCUACUUUGAUUUGCAUGACCCUCCUGCUGAUGUCAUCUGUGUUGACCUUGAUACCAACACGCUCUUCCAGACUGAGGAAAAGAAGCUCCUCUCCCCUCGGAUCCUGCCCCGCAGACCCUACAAGGUUCUGCUGGCCACACUGACAAACCUGUACCAGCAGCUGGACCAGACAUACACUGGACCUGAGGAGGAGGCGUCCCUGGAGUUCCUACUGACAGACUACGAGGCAGUGUGUGGCCGCCGGGCCCGGCUAGAACGUGAAGUCCAAGGAGCCUUCCUCCGCUUCAUGGCCUGUCUGCUCAAGGGCUACCGAGUCUUCCUGCGCCCACUCACCCAGGCCCCGUCCGAGGGAGCUCGUGAUGUUGACAACCUUUUCUUCCUGCAGGGCUUCCUCAAAUCCCGGGAACGCUCCAGCCACAAACUUUACUCUCAGCUGCUGCACACACAGAUGUUCUCACAGUUCAUUGAGGAGUGCUCUUUCGGCUCUGCUCGCCAUGCUGCCCUCGAAUUCUUCGACUCUUGCGUUGACAAGGUCCACCCAGAGCAGGAGAAGCCUGAGCCGACACCCUUAGUGGAGCUUGAGGAGCUGUCGGGAAGUGAGCUCACUGUCUUUAUCACACCUCCCGAGGAGCCUCCCGUACCAGAGGGCAGUGAUUCCACUCCCCAGUACUGCUACGAUGGGUUCCCAGAGCUACGGGCUGAGCUGUUUGAGUCUCUUCAGGAGCAGCCUGGGGCCCUGCCUGUGCCGGGCCCUUCCCGUAGUGCCCCCAGCAGUCCUGCUCCUCGCCGUACCAAACAGGAGAUGAAGGUUGCACAGCGGAUGGCACAGAAGUCAGCAGCUGUGCCUGAGCUAUGGGCCCGGUGCCUGCUGGGGCACUGCUAUGGGCUGUGGUUCCUCUGUCUGCCCGCCUAUGUGCGGUCGGCACCCUCCCGGGUACAGGCCCUGCACACAGCCUACCAUGUGCUGCGCCAGAUGGAGAGCGGCAAGGUGGUGCUCCCUGACGAGGUGUGUUACCGGGUGCUGAUGCAGCUCUGCUCACACUAUGGGCAGCCUGUGCUGUCUGUGCGGGUCAUGCUGGAGAUGCGGCAAGCAGGCAUUGUGCCCAACACCAUCACCUAUGGAUACUACAAUAAGGCUGUGCUGGAAAGCAAGUGGCCGUCUGGCACACCAGGUGGGCGCCUGCGCUGGGCCAAGCUCCGGAAUGUUGUCCUGGGGGCUGCUCAGUUCCGCCAGCCCUUGAGAGAACGGCGACAGCAGCAGCAGCAGGAGCAGCAGCAGCAGCAGGUGUCAGCUCAGCAAGACGCAGGCAGCUCCCAGGCCGAGCCCUAUCUGGAGCGCCCUUCCCCUACUCGCACCCUUCAGCGCCAGACUACUUGGGCUGGGCGAAGUCUGAGAGACCCGGCCUCACCCCCUGGGCGCCUGGUGAAGAGUGGUAGCCUGGGCAGUGCCCGAGGGGCACAGCCCACUGUAGAGGCUGGUGUGGCCCACAUGAUAGAGGCCUUGGGGGUCCUGGAACCCCGGAGAUCACCUGUGCCCUGGCAUGAUGGAAGUCUCUCAGACCUGAGCCUGACAGGGGAAGAGCCAGUCCCUGGAGGCAGCCCAGGUGGCUCCGGCUCAGCCCUGAGUGCCCAGUCCACUGAGGCCCUGGAAGGGCUGAGUGGGCGGGGACCCAAGGCUGGCGGGCGACAGGAUGAGGCAGGCACCCCCCGGCGAGGGCUGGGUGCCCACCUCCAACAGCUGCUUACUCCUUCCCGCCACUCCCCCACUUCCCGCAUUCCCCCACCUGAGCUGCCUCCUGACCUGCCACCCCCAGCCCGCCGCAGCCCCAUGGACAGCCUUCUGCACCCCCGGGAGCGUCCUGGAUCCACUGCCUCUGAGAGCUCGGCCUCUCUGGGCAGUGAGUGGGACCUCUCAGAAUCUUCUCUCAGCAACCUGAGUCUUCGCCGUUCCUCAGAGCGCCUCAGUGAUACCCCUGGAUCCUGCCAGUCACCUUCCCUGGAAAUUCUGCUGUCCAGCUGCUCCCUGUGCCGCGCCUGUGAUUCGCUGGUGUACGAUGAAGAAAUCAUGGCUGGCUGGGCACCUGAUGACUCUAACCUCAACACAACCUGCCCCUUCUGCGCCUGCCCCUUUGUGCCCCUGCUCAGUGUCCAGACCCUUGAUUCCCGCCCCAGUGUUCCCAGCCCCAAGCCUGCUGGUGCCAGUGGCAGCAGAGAUGCUCCUGUCCCUGGGGGUCCUGGUCCUGUGCUCAGUGACCGCAGGCUCUGCCUUGCUCUGGAUGAGCCCCAGCUCUGCAAUGGGCACAUGGGGGGAGCCUCCCGACGGGUUGAGAGUGCGGCAUGGGCAUACCUGAGCCCCCUGGUGCUGCGUAAGGAGCUGGAGUCACUGGUAGAGAAUGAGGGCAGUGAGGUGCUGGCAUUGCCUGAGCUGCCCUCUGCCCACCCUAUCAUCUUCUGGAACCUUCUGUGGUAUUUCCAACGGCUACGCCUGCCCAGUAUUCUACCAGGCCUGGUGCUGGCCUCCUGUGAUGGGCCUUCACACCCCCAGGCCCCAUCUCCUUGGCUAACCCCUGAUCCAGCCUCUGUUCAGGUACGGCUGCUGUGGGAUGUACUGACCCCUGACCCCAAUAGCUGCCCACCUCUCUAUGUGCUCUGGAGGGUCCACAGCCAGAUCCCCCAGCGGGUGGUAUGGCCAGGCCCAGUACCCGCAUCCCUUAGUUUGGCAUUGUUGGAGUCGGUGCUGCGCCAUGUUGGACUCAAUGAAGUGCACAAGGCUGUGGGGCUCCUGCUGGAAACUCUAGGGCCCCCACCCACUGGCCUGCACCUGCAGAGGGGAAUCUACCGUGAGAUCUUAUUCCUGACAAUGGCUGCUCUGGGCAAGGACCAUGUGGACAUAGUGGCCUUCGAUAAGAAGUACAAGUCUGCCUUUAACAAGCUGGCCAGCAGCAUGGGCAAGGAGGAACUGAGGCAGCGGCGGGCACAGAUGCCCACUCCCAAGGCCAUUGACUGCCGAAAAUGUUUUGGAGCACCUCCAGAAUGCUAGAGACCCUUAAUCCUCCCUCUCCAGCCUGGGGUGGGGAAAUGAGGGAGAAGGGAUUCUAGAGUUAACCUGCGUCCCUGUUUCCUUCAUGGAGUUGGGAAUAGGCUGGGAAGCAUGCCCAGUCAAAGGCUCCAAUCGAGGACAGCAGGAAGAGGGACCCACUGUUACCAAAAGUCCUGAUUCCCCCGUCUCCAACCUACCCAGUUUGUUCAUGCUGAUGUUGGGGGAGAUCUAGGGGUGUUGGUACAGCUCUGUUCUUCCCUUGUCCUAUACCAGGAACUCCCCUCCAGGGUACCCACAGAUCUGCAUUGCCCUGGUCAUUUUAAAAGUUUUUGUUUUAAAAAACAACUGGAAAGAUGCAGAGCUACUGAGCCUUUGCCCUGAAAGGGAGGUAGGGAGCUCAUUCUCCACCAAUAAUGGUCCCUCUUCCCUGGCAUUGCUGAAGGAGCCCAAGGCUCUCCAUGCUUUUCUACCUGAGUGUUUGUAUUUUAUUUUAAGUUAUUUAUUUUGGAGCCACAGCCCCCUUGCUUAUGAGGUUCUUAUGGAGAGUGAGAAAGAGAAGGGAAAUAGGGCACCAUGGUCUGGUGGUUUGUAGUUCCAAAGUCAGGUAUUGGGAGCUAGAGGAGUCUCAAGCUCUCCGUAGGAAGAACUGGUGUCCCCUCCAGUCCAAAUUUUUCUUGCUCGCCCCACCUUGGGGAAUGCCUCACCCACCCAGGCCCUGACCUGUGCAAUAAGGAUUGUUCCCUGCGAAGUUUUGUUGGAUGUAAAUAUAGUAAAAGCUGCUUCUGUCUUUU
Molecule: messenger RNA, 7010 nt
Organism: Sapajus apella (tufted capuchin)
Lineage: Eukaryota; Metazoa; Chordata; Mammalia; Primates; Cebidae
Gene: DENND4B
Product: DENN domain containing 4B
Exons: 27
Coding region: 1672-6219 (1515 amino acids)
Biological process (GO): regulation of Rab protein signal transduction
Cellular component (GO): cytoplasmic vesicle
Molecular function (GO): protein binding
Source: RefSeq, a predicted model, not a curated record